Durio zibethinus is the source of this 1087-nucleotide messenger RNA. RefSeq names its product short chain aldehyde dehydrogenase 1-like. NCBI's taxonomy places the organism in Eukaryota, Viridiplantae, Streptophyta, Magnoliopsida, Malvales, Malvaceae. Gene Ontology annotation, molecular function: oxidoreductase activity, acting on the CH-OH group of donors, NAD or NADP as acceptor. The record is from RefSeq and is a predicted model, not a curated record.
AAGCGAAGCGCAUAAUCAUAGUAUUGCAAUCAAAGACAGGCACGGUGACAUAGUGAGGAGGGUCUACUUUCUUGAGAACUACAAUGAGUGCCGAGUCGUCAGUAACCAAGAGGCUAGAUGGUAAGGUGGCACUGAUAACUGGUGGCGCCAGUGGCCUAGGUGAGUGUACAGCCAGGCUGUUUGUCAAACAUGGGGCCAAGGUUCUGAUUGCAGAUAUUCAGGAUGAAUUGGGCAACUCCCUUUGCCAAGAGACUGGAACAGAAAACAUCAGCUAUGUCCACUGUGAUGUAACAUGCGAAUCUGAUGUCAAAAAUGCUGUAGAAUUGGCAGUUUCUAAGUAUGGAAAGCUUGAUAUCAUGUUCAACAAUGCUGGGAUUAUGGGUGACAAUGAAGUUAGAGUCACAGAUACCAGUACUGAGAACUUCAAGAGAGUAUUUGAUAUCAAUGUGUUAGGUGGAUUCUUGGGUGCCAAGCAUGCCGCCAGGUUCAUGGUUCCAGCCAAGAAAGGGUGCAUUCUCUUCACAUCAAGUCUUGCUUCAAAAAUUAGCUACGGCAACCCCCACUCAUACAAGGCAUCAAAGCAUGCUGUGGCAGGGUUGACUAAGAGCUUGGCCGUUGAGUUAGGUGAGCAUGGAAUUAGAGUUAAUUGCAUUUCACCUCACGCAACUGCCACCCCUUUGUUCCAAAAAACACUCGGGCUAUUCGACAAGAAGAAGGGAGAGGAGAUGAUUUCUGUUUCAGCAGUAUUGAAAGGGACCGUACUGGAGCCAGAGGAUUUUGCAAAUGCGGCCCUUUAUUUGGCUAGCGAUGAGGCCAAAUAUGUUAGUGGUGUCAACCUGGCAAUUGAUGGAGGGUAUAGCCUCAGCAAUCAAUCAUGGAAGUUGGGACUGUCAGUACUUUCACAAUAAACCUUCUUGUGUUAACAAAUCUCUAUUUUACGCUUUCAAUAAUGUUUUGAAAUAAGGAAAAUAAACUUAUCCAAAACUACAUAAUGUAAUAGAGGGUUUAUUGUAUUGCCGGGGUCUGAGUCUACUUCCAACUGUGAUCUGUGUUUUUCAUCAAUACAAUUUCUCUUUUUAUUUUGGUA